Teleopsis dalmanni is the source of this 1014-nucleotide messenger RNA. RefSeq names its product zinc finger protein hangover-like. Lineage: Eukaryota; Metazoa; Arthropoda; Insecta; Diptera; Diopsidae. The record is from RefSeq and is a predicted model, not a curated record. The transcript is spliced from 4 exons. The annotation marks the transcript as partial.
AUGGAGGGCAUCUUUCUCAAGGCAACAACAAUAACAAUACCAACAACAUUGGAAGCAAAAAUAACAUCUUAUGAUCGCCUCUCGCUGCGUAUAUGUCACGCCUGCAUUAGCUAUUUGAACUCUUGGCAGAGUUUUAAAAAUCGUUGCCUUACAUCUCAGAAAAAACAACGCAGUUGGGUAGAUAAUAACUUAAGCAUAACAACAACACCAGCUGAUAAUACGCAAGAUGAAUAUCAAGAACAAAGUAGCUUGGCAUCAUCAAUAUUGGAUGGAAUUACCACGUUAAAGAAGCGAAAAUCUUUAACAGUUUAUCCUUUACCUGCAGUACAAAUUAAGGAAGAACCAACGGAUAAUGAUGACGAUUAUAGUAUGAAGCAUCAUGAUGAAUCUGAUGAUAUUGUUGACCCAACAAUGUUUUUGGAACGCACACAAGAAGAAGAGGAGGAGCCAAUAAUGGAACCUCCACAUUAUAGUUUUUCGAGUGAUCAACCUUCUGUUAUAAGUGAUGUCAAAGAAGCAUCCUGCCGUGCGUGCAACUUAAAAUUUUCUACGCGUGCAAAUGCACGUCGUCAUGAACGUAACUUGCAUCCCAACCUUUUUGAAUUCGGUCCGGCUUCUGCUAAUAGUACACCAAUUACUAGACCUACAGCAGCUCUUGCCGCGGCAUUAGAGUUGCGUCGUACUAAUCAAAAUUCUAACGCUGCCGACACAUCUUCGUUACUGUCACAACAAAAAUAUCGUCAAUUAGUUGUGAAUGCUUUCAAUCAAGGCGAGGCGGGUGGUUAUGAUUAUGACAGUCCAGAAAAGUAUCAGCAAUUACUAACUGACGAGAAAAUAGUGUUUCUACAACAGAAUGAGGACUUUUUGUCACAAUAUCAAAAUAUGACUUGUCGUUGCUGCAACAGAAGUUAUACUACUUACAAGAAUUUUAUGGCUCAUAUGCGUAAAAAGUAUGCGACGCUGCCACGGAACUUAUGUUUCAAUUGCUUGAAAUUGAAUGAUUCGAAGGCGCAU